AUGGGUGCGUUCAGGAGACACAACGGUUACACAACGACACGAGUAAAGGUGCAACCGGUGGAGACCAAAUUUGAUAACAAGCAGCUGGAAUCCGGAUCAUCUGUAACUAUCGACGAAACGACGAUUCGAAGGAUCGAGAAGCUUGCAUUAGUCGGCUUCGAGUAUAAACAAAGCAAGCGAGUGCUGGAGGAAGCAGUCGCGUUUGCUGAACGACUGCGACGAGUUCACAUCGACGAGGCAGUGCGUCCCAUGUAUAGCACCCUGGAGAAGGAGUAUAUUCACUUACGGGACGACAUAGCGCUACCACAUGAUAUCAACCGCCGGCGUGAGAUUCUGAAGAAUGCAUCGGUGCUGGAGGAAGAAUACUUUGUGGCACCUUUAGUGACAAUUCUUAGAUUCAGCUAA
Molecule: messenger RNA, 405 nt
Organism: Odontomachus brunneus
Lineage: Eukaryota; Metazoa; Arthropoda; Insecta; Hymenoptera; Formicidae
Gene: GatC
Product: glutamyl-tRNA(Gln) amidotransferase subunit C, mitochondrial
Exons: 3
Coding region: 1-405 (134 amino acids)
Biological process (GO): regulation of translational fidelity; mitochondrial translation; glutaminyl-tRNAGln biosynthesis via transamidation
Cellular component (GO): mitochondrion; glutamyl-tRNA(Gln) amidotransferase complex
Molecular function (GO): glutaminyl-tRNA synthase (glutamine-hydrolyzing) activity
Source: RefSeq, a predicted model, not a curated record